Messenger RNA from Mytilus californianus (California mussel), 7554 nucleotides. RefSeq names its product protein O-linked-mannose beta-1,2-N-acetylglucosaminyltransferase 1-like. Gene Ontology annotation, molecular function: beta-1,3-galactosyl-O-glycosyl-glycoprotein beta-1,3-N-acetylglucosaminyltransferase activity. Gene Ontology annotation, biological process: protein O-linked glycosylation via N-acetylgalactosamine. Gene Ontology annotation, cellular component: Golgi membrane. The transcript has 27 exons. The record is from RefSeq and is a predicted model, not a curated record. Bases 146 to 2650 code for a protein of 834 amino acids. Lineage: Eukaryota; Metazoa; Mollusca; Bivalvia; Mytilida; Mytilidae.
CCGGAUUAAAAAUGAUUAAAAAUUUUGUAAAACAAAUUUUUACAAUACAUUAUUUAGCUAGUUGUGCUCAAGCAAAAAACCGAUAAUAGAAAUCGAUGGUUGUAAUGAUGAAAUGACACAUGUUUGAUUACUUUAUAAAUUUGGGAUGAUGAGAAGAAUUAGAAGGUUGUUUGGAAGAAAGCUUGCAGGUUGCAGCAAAAGUUUGGCUUUACUUUGUUUUAGUGUAGUAGCUGUAUAUUUAUAUUUGAAUAGAUCAAGAAGUCAGUUUGUCUUACAGGGAGUGAAAGAUGUCUGGGAUGCAAAUGGUGUACAGUCAUUGGAAAAAGGUGCAUCGUGUGGUGUUGUAUGUGGAAUAGGACAAAAAUCAUUUUAUGUAAAAACAGGGACUGACAAUACAAUUGGACCAACAAUUUGUUAUAAUGGUAAAAUAAUUAUAAGUCCAGACAACAAUAAUGGAGGAAGAGGCCUUAAUAUGUUGGUUAUUGACAUCCAGAAGAUGGAGGUCACUGAUGUUAAGACUUUUGACACAUAUACUGACGACGCAGCAUUUUUACAAUAUAUGAAGAAAGCACCAAAAAAUGCUGUCAUCCUCUUAGUUACACAUGACGAAAUCACAGAACGAUUGAGCAAUGAAGGCAGACAAUGGUUUAGGUUAAUGGGUAGUUACUUGAUAGACAAUGUUGGCUUUAGAGAUGCCUUUGUACUGGUUGGACAAAUUGGACUGGAACAGAAACAGGCUAUUGAAUUUCAUAAAAAGAGAGAGCAUGGUGGAUACAGCUUACCCAUUGAAAAGAAAGGGUGUUUCUCUCUACCUUUCGGUCCAUUAAGAGAUAUUUCACAAUUUAUACCAAAAGUGACAGAGUAUAAAAUGGUUGUAGAAAAGUUGGACAAAUGUGGAUUGACUACAGAAUGUGGUGGUGAUAAGUUUUCUGUUAUGGUGGAUACUGGUGAUGGUGAUCAGAGGAAACCUACAAUUUGUAUUAAUGGUGAAAUUGUACUGGGUGAAAAGGUGAACCAUGCAGGGAGAGGAUUUAAUGUAGCUGUAUUAAGUUCUGCAGAGAAGAAAGUCUCCACUGUCACAGUGUUUGAUACAUAUGAAAAAGACAGUUCAAGCAUGGAAGUUUUCUUGGAGAAUUUGGUGGAGGGAGACAUUGUUGUUGCUGUUGUUAAUGAUGAUGGCCAGAGAAAGUUGAGUACUCAUGCCAGGGACUUGUAUAAUCAGCUUGGUAGUAGCAUGAUACAGAACCUUAGAUUCCGUGAUGUUUGGUACUUUGUUGGUAAGAAAGGAAUCAAAGGAUUUACUAGCACAGAACAGAUCAGUUUUGCUGGAUAUGAUGGUAGUUGGCCAACAUCUAUGAAGGACUCCUUUUGUUUACCUUAUAACUUAAAAGGUACAGAUAUUCCCCCAACACCUAAAUCAAAGAGAAAUGAGGCCAGAAGAGAAUUUUGUAAGAAGUAUGAUGGCUAUGAACAUUUAUGUGAUCCUGCUGCUGUAGAUGAAACGUUACAAGGUGUUGAGUUAGUAGACAGAAGCCAUGCUAAUGAUGGAAUAUUUAAAGUACCUAUAGUCAUUAUACCAGGAUUAGUGCCACUGUUUAAUAGUGUUAAUCACAAUGCAAUAGUGAGAACCAUGGAAACCACACUGAUGCAACCUGGGAUAAAACCAAAUAUGGUUCUGGUUGCCUAUGAUGAAAAUUUUCCAGAAUAUGGUGAACUUUCAACCUUAUUUGGUUUCCAUAAUAUAAGUGUGAAAGCUAGCACUACCUAUGUAGAUGUAUUAGACAAAGCUAUAGAAGCAGGCUGGGAUUACUUUGAUGUAAAGGACCACAUUAUUAUCAUUGAAGAAGAACUGAUCUUAGCUCCAGAUUUCUUGUCAUUCAUGCAGCAGUGCCUUAAUGUAUUUGACAGUGAUCCUACUAUACUGGCUGUCUCUGGAUGGAAUUACAAUGGUUAUGAUGUCACAUCUGGAGAUAGAGAGGCGGUAUAUAGAGUGGAAGAAUUUCCAGGAUUAGCUUUCAUGUUACGCAGAAACGUUGUAGAGAAAUAUAUGUUAGGAAAACUCUCCAAGUGUUGUCAUAAAAGAGUAUGGGACCAUUGGAUUCUAACUGAUGAAUCAGGGAAUGAGAUAACAGGAGAUGUUAUAGUACCAGAUGUAUCAAGAGUGUUUCAUCAACCAUAUCAAAGUGCCAAAGAUGAAGAUAAACACCUUGUAGAACUGUUCCAGAAACCAAGACUUACUAAUGUAGAAGGUGAUAUGACAUUAAAAAACAUGGAUGAUUUGAGUUCAGAAAAAUAUGAUGCCUUAAUACAAAGUUUUAUUGAAAACAGUGAAGAAUUUUCAUUGGAACAUUUACAGAACUGUAUACAAGACCCAGUGCUAAAAGUACCCGUAGUGGCAGAUUCAAAACCAAACUUUGUUAUAUUUUACCAUCAGACUAAUAAGAAUGACUAUGCUGUGUUAAAGAAGAUAAGUCGUUGCUUUGGAUUAUUUUGGGUAGCAGAUCACCCUCCAAGGAACCAGUUUAGAGGAGUCAUAAGGUUCUAUUAUGAUGACAGAAAUGUUCUUUUAGUUGGAUCUUCAUCCAAGUUUUACAAAUACAAACUAGAAACUAGAUAUUUACUGACUGUUGAUAAUGUUGGGAAGAGCUGAGACAGGCCAAAUAGAGAUACAAGUAGUUGAUACAACGAACAAGUAAUACUGUCAUACAAUUUCUCCUGCUUGCUUUAUACAAAAAAAGAGAAGGAAUUUACCUUAACUUAUCUGAUGCCAAUAUAUUAUGUCAACUACUAUUGUCUGAACCUUAUUAUUUUUAUUUCCAGUUGGUGUAUUCAAUUUAAAAUGAAAAUUGCAUUUCAGGUAGACAGUGUAGGUUUGAAUGACGUACCUGACAUGUCAUCAUAAGGUGAUGAAGUUUACCUUUGUGAUAGUGAUUCUUGUAAGUUAUGUUAAUUGCCAACUGAGAAGCAAAUUUAAUAUCAACAAAAACAUGUUUUAAAAACAGCUUCUAAUCAAGAUUCAAUUGAGAGAACUGUUGAGUUGCAAAAAUAUGAAUAAUGAUGGUCUAUUUUUUAAAAGGAUCAUUAUUAGAAUUAUGUGAACACAAUACCCACUGCAUAAAGUGAAACAGUGUUGAAUAACUAUAUAUUGUUACUUGUCAAACUACACAUACUCAAAACUCAGUUGGGGUACUAUUAUACCCUGUUUACACUAGGCCAUUGUCAACAGGGCAUUCAAGCUUUUAUUUUAAUUGAUAUCGUUUGUAUUUCUUCAGUUUUAUUAUGUUGAAUAUUGAUUUAUUUGUUUAUUAUUAGUGCAAUACUGCUGGUAACUGACAAAAAUGUUGAUUACUUAGUAAUGAUACUAUAGUAGUAUAUGUGUUACUAUGCAUUGAAAUGUUUGAAUAUCAUAUACAAAUAAAACUCAUAUAAGUUCAUAACAUUCCAAAAAAUAUUUGAUGUUUAAUACUGGACUGUAAUUGUUUUAUGUUCAUAAACUUAGUUUGUCAAACAAAUUUCAGUUGUAACGAAACUUUGUCAUGCUAAUAAAUCAAUUACUGGCUUUACAUUUACCUCCACCUUUUGCCACAGUGAAUAUGAUAAAAUAAAUCCUCAUACCACCCCCCUCUAAAGUAAUUAAUUGGAAAAUAAUAAUAAUGUAUACUAUUAAGUGUUAAAUAUUGUAGAAUAGACAACUUUCGAGUUCGAUGCAUUUCCGUCAAAAACUCUGGUUUUAGUGAACAUUAUUUGUGCGUUUAAGGGCAUCGUCACUUCCGUUCCAAUGUUGAGCGAGUGGUUGGAAAACUAUAAUGCUAAAUUGCACGAAUUCGGCAAAUUAAAUUCUCAUAAUUGACAAUCAGCACUGCUGUCAUUAGGGAAUUGUGAUUAAGUACUUACAAAACAAACAUUAUUUCUAGUUUAUCCUGCACAAUGACGAUCACUAAGACACUUGAUGAACGUUAAUAGUGCAGGGAUACAGGCAAUCCCCUCUAUCUGGUAAAUGACGUCAUAAAGGCGCGCAUAAUUGACGAGUUUUUUCCGGUGAAGGAUGAACAAUCCCCUCUAUCUGGUAAAUGACGUCAUAAAGGCGCGCAUAAUUGACGAGUUUUUUCCGGUGAAGGAUGAACUCGAAAGUGGUCUAUUGUUAGAGUGCUUACACAUUGUGUAUUUUGUUAGAGAAUGUACUGACACAUUGUGUAUUCUGUUAGAGAAUGUACUGACACAUAAUGUAUUCUGUUAGAGUAUGUACUGACACAUUGUGUAUUCUGUUAGAGUAUGUACUGACACAUUGUGAAUUCUGUUAGAGUAUGUACUGACACAUUGUGUAUUCUGUUAAGAGUAUGUACUGACACAUUGUGUAUUCUGUUAGAGUAUGUACUGACACAUUGUGUAUUCUGUUAGAGUAUGUACUGACACAUUGUGUAUUCUGUAAGAGUAUGUUCUGACACAUUGUGAAUUCUGUUAAAGUAUGUACUGACACAUUGUGUAUUCAGCUUCUGUAUGAACAUAGUAUUUGUCAUUGAGUGAAUGCUGUUUAGAUGUAAGUAUAGUUAGAGGCAUCUAAAAUGUUAUUUUAAUGGCUAACUAUGAAUGCAGUUGUGUAUAUAGAUUUAUCCCUGUCUGUUGGUACAAAUGUAUUUAAAUUGACAUUUUGAUAGGUUAUGUGUUUAUGUCCAAGUUUGUUUUACCUUUGAUGGCAUUUAAAUGAUAUUAAUCUCUGUAAUAGUCUUUUGCUUUUAAGUUUCAUGCUUCAUCAAUGCAGUUCCUUUUACAGUACAAUACAUUUCUGAAACAAUUUGACAACUGUGACCUACAUUUCAUACUAGAAUUUCUAUGUUGCAAGUGCACCCUACAAAAUGAUAUAACACAGUUCAAUAUCUUUUGAAACAUUAUGUCAUAUAUUUGGGGGUUAAAUGUCAUAUGUUUUAAUUGCUCCAAACUUGGGCUGCCUUCUCAGAAACUCUUGGUGAAGUUUUGAAUGAUAUAUAUUUCACUGCAGAAGAUUUUCCAAUACAUCAACAUGACCUACAUUUGACUAGCUCAUGUAAAGUUUUACAAUUUGGUCCAAGAAUUACUGUUUUACAUAUAGUUUUAUUAAGGCAGAGUAUUUGCCAAAUGAUAUACCUUAUAAAUUAUUGCUGCACAAAUAUAGAGAAACGGUCUCCUUUUAUUCAUGAGAAAUGUCACUUUUCUUUUCUUUUAUAUAAAUUCAAACCUAUGUUCAAAAUAAACAGCAAUUACAGGUGCAUUUAUACUGCUUACAGUACUAGCACACCUAAAAGAAAUAUGAUCAAGGUUAAAUAUUGAGAUUUAACUGCAAUUUAUUAAAAUUGUUUUUGUAACUAAGGAUUUUAUUAGCAUUAAUCUUUUUGUUCUAGCAUUCAUGUCAUAAGGGGAAAAUUUAAUAUGCAAUUAAACAAAGUAUGUUAGUCUUUAUGCAUAACAAAUUUUGCUGUAAGUAUCUUAGAAUAAGAUUUAAAGAUAAUGAAAAGUCUUCACAAAUUCCAUAUAGUCAAGAUUGUGCAAAGUGUCAUGUACACAUUGUGAUAAUGAAAAUAUUGAUUGUAAGAAAAAAGGGGCGUUUCGAUACCAAGGGAAGAAUCAAAAUUAAAGAGUCGAAGAAUAACAAAUCAUGCCAAAAUAUGAAAAAUAACGAAAAGACAAACAACUGUCUACAAACCAUUACAUAAAAAGAUGAAGACUGAGCAACACAAGCAUUUAUUUUUAUGAUAUGCUGUAAAUUCUGAAAUUUUUGUGUUUUUAAUUUUGUAAAACUUCUGUUGCAAAAAUAUAAACUUGCAUUUAAAUUUUUAUAGCAGUGUUUGUAUGAAUCAUUUCCCAUAAUGGCAAUAAUAAAUGAUUGCACACAUUUUUGAAUUUACAGUUUUGGUAAUGUGUGAAGGCAGUUUUCACUAUGUAUAUGUAAAGCUCUGUUAACAUUUAUAUAUUUCAGUAUGAACAAAAAGUCAUGAACAAAAUAUGAAAUCCAAUUAUUUGAUGGAUCAUUAAAUAUACUGAUUCUCAAUAUUGAUAUUAUUGUGCAAUAUAUUAUAGCUUUAAAGUGAACCCGUCUCUUAUAAUAUGAAUCACUGUUUUGCUUCUGUCAUUAUUUGUUUCUUUAGCCGUUUGUAAAAUAUAUCAGAAGAUGAAAAAAGAAUUUGGACCAAUGUGUUUAGAUUGUUUGCUUACAGAAUUAUUUCUGAUCUUAAAUUAUUAUGAUCAUUAUUGUAUUUUGUUUACUUUCUGUCAAAUAUAUACGGAAAACACAAUGUGGGCUACCUUUUAUCAACCACUGGUUGGAUUAUUGGUAUUUGUUUCAUAUCUGAUUUACAUAUUUUGUAUUUAUUAUUGUAAUGUUUCAUGAAGUCUGGAACUUUAAACAACUGUCAUACAAGUUGGAGGUUUAGAUAGCUAUAAAACCAGGUUUAACUCAUCAUUUUCUUCGGGAAAUGCUUUUACCAAGUCAGUAAUUUGACAGUUGUAGUCCACUAGUUCUAAUAAUUAAUAAUGUUUGAUUUUGUCAGUUUUUAUGGACUUCCCCUUUUGGAAUUUACCUUGGAAAAAUAUGAAGAAAAUAAUUUGUAAACUUUUUUUUUAGAACAAAAACUACUUCUUUGAUGGGAGAACUUAUUUAAAUGAUUUUUUUCAAAUAAUGAUUCAAGAUUUAAUUCAAGAGCAAACAUGAAACCAAAUAUAAAAGGCAUAUUGCAUUAAAAGCAACUCUAUUUAGAAAUAUCAUUGCGAGAAUUUUAUAUGAUUAGAAGACAUUGUGUAUUUGGGCCAAAAUUUGAAAACAGAACCUAUUAAUAAAACACACAUGAGUGAAUUGAACUCAGUUCUUUUUAAAACUUUUCGCAGUUCUCUUUUCAUUGGUUAUACUUUUAGCUUAGUUAUAGUUUUCUUUUUUCCUAUAUAUAUAAAGAAAGAUAGAUAGAUAUGCUACUCUCAUAUUUGUUUUUGUUGAGAUAAUUUCCAAUUUUUAGGUUUUUUAUCAUUUAAAUUCUAUUAUAGCUGUUUAAAUCUUAUAAUGCUAUAACUGUGUAAUGUCUUAUUAUAUAGUGAAAGAUGUCCAUGGAAUAUAUACACAAAAAAUAUAAACAUUCUGUGUCAACUUAUACAUGUAUAAAAUGAUUUUUGGAUGCAACCUCAAUUAGACAACGAUCUGACAACACAGACCUCAGAGACUUAUCCAUGUUUCUGAACACUUUUCACAUUUUAUCAUACAAACUUUUUGUUGGCCAAAAUAUUAAUCUUAUAAAAGUAUUUGAAAUAUGGAAUAUCAACGAAUUUUAGAUUGCUUAUGCUUAAGGAAAUGCCAAACAAUGCCAUAAGUAUAAUGGUUUAUUUACAUAAAUUUGCAUAAUUACCUAAAGAACAAAAUUCCUUAAAAAAACUCAAAUACAAAAUGAUGUCUACUGGGGAGAGGCAAUAAAUGAAUAUUUUAAUUAUUUGUAGUCGUGCAGGUAAUGAGCAAGUAUAUAUGUUGAUGUAUUUGUUAAUUUAUUCAAUAGUUUUAUACUGUUAUCAUAUGUAAUUACAAUAAACAUAUUUAAUAAA